Messenger RNA from Heterocephalus glaber (naked mole-rat), 4864 nucleotides. It is a transcript of the gene Tlr6, whose product is annotated as toll like receptor 6. Gene Ontology annotation, biological process: toll-like receptor signaling pathway; immune response; inflammatory response. Gene Ontology annotation, cellular component: Toll-like receptor 2-Toll-like receptor 6 protein complex; plasma membrane. The record is from RefSeq and is a predicted model, not a curated record. Gene Ontology annotation, molecular function: Toll-like receptor 2 binding; transmembrane signaling receptor activity; lipopeptide binding. NCBI's taxonomy places the organism in Eukaryota, Metazoa, Chordata, Mammalia, Rodentia, Bathyergidae.
ACCCUUCGGCCUCCUGAUACAGACUCACCAGGGACACUACAGUGAGCUCUAGGCCUUCGACUGGACCCUUCGGAUCUCCAGUGUGCAGACAUCUCUUUUGCACUCUUACACACCUGACUCCACAGGUGGCCAUGAAAUUGGCCUCAAAUUAGAGUGCUCUGAAGAGCAGCCACCUUUUGGAUCAACCACUGCAUUAUGACCCAAGACAAAGAACCUGUUAUUGGAACCGUUUAUUUAGUUUGCAUCCUGACCUUAAUAGUUGGAACCAUAACCCACAUCUGUGAAGAAAGUGAAUUUGAAGUGUGCAUGUCAAAAAAUAACCUUACUCGAAUUCCAAAAAACCUGCUGCCCACAACCAAAAGCUUAGAUAUAUCUCAAAACUACAUAUCUGAGCUUCAGAUCUCUGACAUCAGCUUUUUGUCAGGGCUGAAAGUUCUGAAAGUUUCCCAUAAUAGAAUCCAGAGACUGGAUUUGAGUGUUUUCAAGUUCAAUCAGGAUUUAGAGCAUUUGGAUUUAUCUCAUAAUCAGCUGCAAAAGAUGUCCUGCUACCCUGUGGUGAGUCUGAAGCAUCUAGACCUCUCAUUCAAUGACUUUGAUGUGCUGCCCAUAUGUAUGGAAUUUGGCAACUUGACACAACUUAAUUUCCUAGGAUUAAGUGCUGCGAGGUUUCAACAAAUAGAUCUGCUACCGGUUGCUCACUUGCAUCUAAAUUACAUUCUUCUGGUUUUGGGAGAUUAUUAUAAGGAAAAUGUAAGAGAAAAGCUUCAAAUUCUGAAUACAAAAACACUUCACUUUGUUUUUCACCCAAAAAGUUUAUUCUCUGUUCAGGUGAACAUAUCAGUUAAUACUUUGGGGUGUUUACAACUGACUAAUAUUAAAUUGAAUGAUGAGAACUGUCAAGUUUUUGUUAAAUUUUUAUUAGGACUCAUUAGAGGUCCAAUGUUACUGAAUCUUACUCUCAAUCAUAUAGAAGCCCCUUGGAAAUGCUUGGUUGAAAUUUUUCAAUUCCUUUGGCCCAGACCCGUGGAAUGCCUCAAUAUUUACAAUUUAACAUUAGAUGAAGUUGUUGAUGAUAUACAAGUCACUUAUCCAGAAACAACAUUGAAAGCCUUGAAAAUAGAGCAUAUUACAAAGCGAGUUUUUAUUUUUUCACAGACUGUAUUAUACAAAGUGUUUUCUGAGAUGAAUAUUAUGAUGUUAACCAUAUCAGAGACACCUUUUAUUCACAUGCUUUGUCCUAGAACAUCCAGCACAUUUAAGUUUUUGAACUUCACUCAAAAUGUGUUCACAGAUAGUGUUUUUGACACAUGUUCCACUUUGGUGAGACUGGAGACACUUAUUUUGCAAAAGAAUAGUUUAAAAGACCUUUUUAAAGUAAGCCUUAUGACUGAAAAUAUGCUAUCUUUAGAAACACUGGAUGUUAGCUGGAAUUCUCUGGAAUCUCAUAGAUAUGAAGAAAAUUGCACUUGGGCUAAGAGUAUAGUGGUAUUAAAUUUGUCUUCAAAUUCACUUACUGAUUCUGUAUUCAGAUGUUUGCCUCCCAAGGUCAAGGUACUUGAUCUUCACAACAAUAGAAUAACCAGCAUCCCUAAGAAUGUCACCCAUCUAGAAGCUUUGCAAGAACUCAACAUUGCUUUCAAUUCUUUAACCGACCUUCCUGGAUGUGGUACCUUUAGCAGCCUUUCUGCACUGAUCAUUGACCAUAAUUCAGUUUCCCACCCAUCAGCUGAUUUCUUCCAGAGCUGCCAGAAGAUUAGGUCAAUGAAAGCAGGGAACAACCCAUUCCAAUGCACAUGUGAGUUAAGAGAGUUCAUCAAAAAUAUAGAUCAAGUGUCAAGUAAAGUAGCAUGGGACUGGCCUGAUUCUUUCAAGUGUGACUAUCCAGAAAGCUCUAAGGGAAUCCUGCUAAAGGACUUCCAUGUGUCUCCACUAUCCUGCAGCCCCACUCUGCUUAUUCUUACCAUUGUGACCACCAUGCUGGUGUUGGCUGCUACUGUGACCUUCCUCUGCUGCUACUUCGAUUUGCCCUGGUAUCUCAGGAUGAUGUGUCAGUGGACCCAGACCCGGCACAGGGCUAGGAACAUCCACUUGGAGGAACUCCAAGGAACUCUCCAAUUUCAUGCUUUUAUCUCAUACAGUGAACCUGAUUCUGCCUGGGUAAAAAAUGAAUUACUACCAAACCUAGAAAAAGAAAAUUUACAGAUCUGCCUCCAUGAGAGGAACUUUGUUCCUGGCAAGAGCAUUUUGGAAAAUAUCAUAAAUUGCAUUGAGAAGAGUUACAAGUCCAUCUUUGUUUUGUCUCCCAACUUUAUCCAGAGUGAGUGGUGCCAUUAUGAACUCUACUUUGCCCACCACCAGCUCUUCCAUAAAGGGUCUAACAACUUAAUCCUGAUCUUACUGGAACCCAUUCCUCAGAACAACAUUCCCAGCAAGUAUCACAGGCUGAGGGCUCUCAUGGCACAGCGGACUUACCUGGAAUGGCCCACAGAGAAGAGCAAACAUGCACUUUUUUGGGCUAACAUUAGAGCUGCUUUUAAUAUUAAAUUAACACUAGCCACUGACAACAAUGAUGUGAAAACUUUAAAAAGCCAGGAAAUUCAACUUAAGAGACUCAGACUCUGAUGAACUUGAUGGUUUUAAGUUACAACUGGAGGUGCUUCCAUUCUUUCCAUGUAUUUGGAAAAGACUUAAUGAACACGUUGUUCCAACUGAGCUGGGGAAUUGGGCUGGGAGUGAAGGUGGUGCUCCUUUUGCAGUUUAGCUAUGGCUCAGUCUCUUCUGGUUUAAUUAUCUGUUUUCACACUGAAACAGCCCUUUCUGAGUAACUGUGCAGUCAUCUGGGGAGAUUUCCCCUCCCCUUUCCUUUCCUAGAUGGAUUCUGUGUGACCAGGAGACUAUGUAGCUUCAGGUCAUCAAGAAAAGAAUCAAGCUCUGAAUUGUGCACAUGGGUCCUUGGAGUGUGGAUGGAUUCUCAUUGGACCCUGGAUGAGCUUUAUCAUCCUGUUCAGCUUUGGGCCUUGAGAAAAACUUAUUCCAGUGUGAAUAUAAGAAAGCAUGUUUUUCCAUAUCUGAACAAUAGUUUAAAAUUUUUUGAUUCUCAUACAAAGAUAUGUGAUAACCAGUAGAGACUCACAGCAUAAAAAUGUAUAUAUAUAAAGAGAAACAAAAGAUGCAGGUGAACUUACUUGCCAAGGAAAUAUAGGGCCAAAUUUACUCGUAUGUGUAACGGGAUGUUGAAUGGGGUUUGUCUGGUUGUCUUAGAAUUCUGACUCAUGCCCCAGGGCUGGCCUGGAUACUUCUACCUUGUUUAAACAACUAUAUUUUGGAUUCCUCUGAUAGAGCAUCUUGAUCUGCACCCUCAAGAACACAGACAUCUGUGACACAAAGUAGUGGACAGUUCUCCUGUUAUGACAGGACCGUGUGUGUUCCACUCUGCGACCUGGUGCAGAGCAGCCGCCAUCCCAAGGCACUGCUGCCUCUCACCUGUACAACUGCAAAAUGGCCUCUUCACUGUCCUCCUUGCUGCACUCUUGCCACACACAUUUUCCGAACAGCAAUCAGAGUAAUUUAAGGUGUAAAUUCUACUAAGUUGUUCCCUGCGUAAAACCUCCUACCCACCUACCUUCCUCCUUCUGUCUCUCCUCUUGUCCGAGUUGCCUUUUGGUGUUCUGAAUGCCUCACCAUUGGCUUACGCCGGUCUCACCCCUGCACUUGGCUGAGGCACUUUCCUCUGAGUCAGCUUGGCUAUCCUCACCAUUACGUCACACUCCAAUACCACCUCAGCAGAGGGCCUCCCGUGGUCUUCUGGUCACAUCCUGCAUGUUUCUCUCGAUGUUACCUUCCUGGCACGUCACUCCCUGCACUUACCUUGCUUACUUGUGUUCAGCUUCCCUGCACUAACUGUAAGUGGCAGGAAAACAGGAACCUACUAGAGAGUUCACUGCUUCUCCCUGGUGCUGAGGGGCCAGUGCGUGGCCCAUGGCAGAUCCGGAGUGAACACCUGCAUGAAGAAAUAGCCCUAAUCGGCCUCAAUGUCAUCACAGUCCUCGAUUUUAUCCUACAUGACCUUGAGGUCACAGUGCAGCUGGGCUGUGGUGGGAGGGCUCUGGCAGGGUCCACACUGAGCACCUGUUGGGCCGGGGGUCCCUGCCCCACUGCCCUGUGAGCUGCCCUUGGCCUUGAGCACCUGGGGCCUGUUGUGUUUGAGUGCAGCAGCUGCUCUGCUGAGGGCUCUGUGCUCCUCUCCCCAGGCCACUUCAGGAGGCCAGAAGACCCAGCUUUCACCUUUCACCGGAAGCUGAGAGAGAGGAGCGCAGCCUUGCAGAAGCUGGAUGAGCACUUCUCAUUGCCCACCUGGCGCUCUCCCUGGCCUGGGUGGACAGAGCCCUUUUGUUUUUUGUUUUUGUUUUUUUUUUGGUACCGGGGAUGGAACCUUUUAUUUCGAAGGCUGUAAAAAAGUACACGUAUUUAAUCAGUAUAGAUGCUGUAUUUAUGUAUUGAAAUAUCACACUGUACCUCAUAAAUACGUACAACUUUUACAUGUUAAUCAAAAAAAUUUUUUAAUGUAAAUCUAAGGAGGGGAGGGAAGGAGAUGGAAAAAAGAAUUGAGAUGGGUUACACGCAUGUACCAACUCUCCAGGAUUCAUUAUGUACACAAACAUGUAUGAAGAAAUUUAUGAGAAAUAAAAAACAAAAAUAAACACGUAUAUCUCAAAAUAGCUCAAAUAGAUUUUAACUGUUCUUACCACAAAGAAAUGGUAAGUAUGUGAGAUAAUGACUGUGUUAAUUAGCCUGAUUUAAUUACUCCACAAGAUUGUAUACAAUAACAUCAUGUUAUACCCCAUAAAUAUGUACAUUUAUUAUC